Messenger RNA from Bolinopsis microptera, 1616 nucleotides. Its product is annotated as legumain-like. The transcript has a single exon. Gene Ontology annotation, molecular function: cysteine-type endopeptidase activity. Gene Ontology annotation, biological process: vacuolar protein processing. Lineage: Eukaryota; Metazoa; Ctenophora; Tentaculata; Lobata; Bolinopsidae. Bases 69 to 1385 code for a protein of 438 amino acids. The record is from RefSeq and is a predicted model, not a curated record.
CAGCCAUACAGUUGAAAUCGUGCAAUUUUUAUUUUCUCGUUUCCUUUGCUCUGCUCCAAAAAGAAGACAUGUUUAGGAUCGCCCUGAUUGCGGCGUGUUUCUUGCUUGCAGUGCAGGGAUAUCAUCUUGAUGAGGAACUCCUCCAGCAGCCUGAAGGAGGAGGAGAGAUAUGGGCAGUGUUAAUUGCUGGGUCCUCCAACUGGUUCAACUAUCGGCACCAGUCUGAUGUUUGUCAUGCCUACCAUUUGCUAACCAAGAAACAUGGGAUUCCUAGACGGAAUGUCAUUACGUUUAUGGUCAACGACAUUGCCUUCAACGGGGAAAACCCGAAUCGAGGAUACAUUAUCAAUGCUCUCUCUGGUAAAGAUGUGUAUGAAGGUGUCAUGAUAGAUUACAUGGGGAUAGACGUAACCCCACAAAAUUUCUUAGACGUCUUGCUGGGUAAAGAAAUGGAUGUUGGCAGUCGUAAGACGCUCUUGAGUGGACCAAAGGACAAGGUCUUCGUAAACUUUGUCGAUCACGGAGCCCCUGGUGUUCUUGGAUUCCCCAGAGACGAACUUUACUUGGCAGAUCUUACUAAGGUCCUUGAUGCCAUGCACAGUCAACAGAAAUACAAGCAGAUGUUGUGGUACGUGGAGGCCUGCUUUUCCGGCUCCAUGUUCAACACGCUGGACCCUAACAUGAACAUCACAGCUCACACGGCUGCUAACGAGAGCGAGAGCUCCUGGGCGUGUACUUGGGAUGAUGAUAUCGGGGUUUAUCUGGGGGACUGCUGGAGUCUCAACUGGAUGAAUAACACUGAGCAGUUCUUCCCUAACUUGGUAGAGGAAACGGUGGAACAGCAGUACUUAGCUGUCAAGAAUAUGACUUUCGAAAGUCAUACUGAAAUUUUUGGUGAUUUGACGCUUAUUUACAAAGAGCCAAUCUCCUUUUUCAUGGGACAUAACAGAAAGAAGACAGAGACCGAACCACUGCCUCCUCCUGCCAGGAAAUACAGGUACCAGUCAACAGCUACUCCUGAUGUGAUGAUGUAUCAUCUGGAGAGGAAAAGGGGGAGAUGCAACAACAAGAAGGAAGCAGACAGAUUGGAUCAGGAGAUCAAGUAUCACACUUUAACCGAGGGUAAGGUCCAGGAGAUAUUGGAUCAGAUCUCUCGCCAAGUUACUGGCUCUAUCACGGUCUCGAGAUAUGCUCAAACCAUAACGGAUACGGAGUGCAACAAAGGUGUGCUGAGUGCUUUCUUCAGCCAGUGCUACAAGAUGCAGAACCACCCUUACAUCACCAAAUAUCUCUAUCGUCUCACCAACCUCUGCAGUGGGAACAAUGUAAAGAAAAUCGUCGAUGUUGUGAUCGACAACUGCAAUAGACUUAAAAUGUUAUCUUGAAAGUAAAUUUUGAAAAAUGUGACUUUUCUCUCCGUGUUUUGAUUUUCCAAGAUUAAGGAGACAUGCAUUUAAAAUGUGUGCGAUAUUUUAUCAAUUAACUAAUGUUACCAUCCAUUGAUCAAGAUCAAACAUUUUUUAUUUUCCUUUGUUGAUCAAGUUUAUCUUACUUUCAGUGAUAUGAAAAUCAGUACAUCUAUUAAUUCAAUAAUUCAAUUAUACGUUUUGAAUCAA